CCACCAGCCUUCACUCUAUGGCGGGGCAUGCAUUUUGAAGCCCAGUAAUCGCAAGUUUGAGUGAGUGACCUACACAAUCCUUCCAACCAUGGCCGAAGACCCAGCAGAAGUUGAGAGACUCAUUCUCUCACUGUACCAACCGAAUCCUCCCGAAGUGAUUGCUCAGACACAAGCAACCUUAUCUCGUCUUCAAGGUACUCCAGAAGCUUGGGGCCUUGCCCGUAUCUUAUUGGAGAAACCUGAUCAACAGGUCAAGUUCUUUGGCGCACUCACCAUCGUCAUCAAACUCAAUAAUGAGAGGUAUUCAUGUCUUUGUUAUUGUUACUGGCCUCUCACUAAUCCUCUCUGUAGCUCAUCCCUCUCACCCGAAGAUGCAUCUGAGCUGUUACUAUUAUUGAUAAAUCAUUACCUGGAUACGCUGCGCAGUCGAAGCUCACCGUUGGUUGCCCGUAAACUCGCAUCAGCCCUUGCGACCUUCUUCAUCAACUUUCACCAACUAUGGAGUCGUUUCGUCCGUCAUCUCAUAUUCUGUUUAGUCUCAGGCCAGUCGUGUCUACCAAGUGCCCUCGAUGAAGGGCCCGAUACGGCUUCGCUUAUAGAGCGCAUGGAGCCAUCACAAGCACAGGCUGCUCUUUGGGUAUUGACUAAUGUUUUCGAUGAGGUUGCCAAGAUCAACCUGAACUCCGUGCAAAAUAUUGGUAUCUAUGGUUCCAUCUUGGAGAACAGCUCCGAUGCAGUGGCUUUGAUGAGUCGCAGCAUGUCACCCCAAACGACAACGGAAGAAGCUCAUGAGGAUGCAAUCCGAUGCCUACAGUCGUGGGUUUGGUUCGCUCAAAAGUCUUCAUCCAAGGAUACAAGACUCUCGGAACCCAUCGGACCCUUGAUCACGGCAGUCAUCACUUCUCUGACAGUUGACGAGCUUUACAGCGUGUCAGUUGAACUAAUGGUGGAUCUCUUGUCCAACUGUUUAAUGUUCCUGAGCGAUACCCAUUUCGACAACCUUGCUCAGCUCUUUGACUCCCCCUGGUCCCAUCGUCGCUAUGAGAAAUUAGUCCAAGGAGACUUUGAGUUUGACACUCUACAAUAUGGCCUACUCUUGCUGGCUUUUGGGGAGGCAAAAAUCGAAAAGUUCAUGCAGAGCGAUGAUAGUCGGAGUCAGAAACUGUUGUCAAACCUGUGCGGUCUCCUUGCUGCGCGAGGAUAUAUUGUUGAGGAAGACAGGAUAUUUGUUCCGGCUCUUGAGUUCUGGCUGACUUAUGCCGAGACCUUGACUGAUCUAACGUACUCAGACGAGGAGUCAACCGGAACCUGGGUCCCCCAAGCUCGCUCCCACCUUCUGCAAGCUGUAUCGAAUGCAUGGCAGAAGAUCAUCUACCCACCUGCUGAGGAAUUCCUCUCCUGGGACUCGAGCGAACGGAUAAGUUUCCAUGACGCAAGAAAAGAUGUUGUUGAUCUUCUGCAGUCUGUCUUCACCUUGGUAGGACCACAGCUUGUGUCUACAUUUGCGGACCUUCUUCUGAAAGCUUUGUCUGAAUCGUCGUGGCCUCAGCUCGAAGCAGCGGCCUUCUGUCUGGGUGGACUUGCCGAUUGCAUCAGCGAGACAAACAGAGGCGACGAUGCACUAUCAGUGGUUUUCAAAUCAUCCCUGUUCGCGAUCUUGCGUUCAGGCCAGUCUGAGAUCCCUCCCAAAGUUCAGCAAACGUGCGUCUCCCUGAUCGCCCGCUAUACAGAGUACUUCGAGCGAAACGUUUCAGAGCUACAUACCGUUCUCAACUUCAUUUUUGGUGUUGUGGGAGAACAUGCAAUGGCCAAUGCUGCAGCAAAGUCCAUUCACAGGUUAUGCGGGUCUUGCCGAGGCUAUCUUCAUACAGAAGCCAAUAGCUUUCUCAACGAGUAUCAGAAUCUAGUAUCCGGAAGACGACUUGACUGUGGUGCUAGCGAGAAGGUAGUCGGUGGUAUUGCAUCAGUCAUUCAAGCGAUGCCUGAUUCAGACCAGAAAUAUUCAGCGUGUGGUCGACUUCUCGAGUUUGUUCAGGCUGAUGUCCAACGUUCCCUGGGCCUUCUUCGAUCCUACGAUGGCAGCCCUAUGCCCUGCUGUGCUGUUUACACCUGUUCAUAUGCUGCCCCUGAUGAGAGCCCUGCCCUUCAUACCGCACUGAAGUCUCUAAGAUGCCUGGCCAGCAUUGGCAAAGGCCUCCAAGCUCCGGCCGAGCUGUCAGUUGAUCUGGAGAGUAGUAGGGCCAGCACUCGAGUCGUGGACCCUCAUCUUGCUCAACUCCAAGGAAGCAUCAUGUCGAUGAUUAGUCAGAUCCAAGAAGCUUUCAACACCAGCGGGGAGGUUGUUGAGCUUAUCUGCAGUGUCCUGCGCAGUGGGUUUUCAGAAUCCGAACCUGGGCCAUUUGUACUGCCACCACACAGUGUUGCGCAGUACUUGACGAACCAGAAUCUUCAAACUCCCAGAGUUGGCCUGCUAGUUAAGACCGCUUGUUCUUUUGUCAGUUCACUUGAACAUGAUGGACUUGACAACCAGCAAGACAUGCUAAACUCUGUACUGCUUUGGGUAAUUGGACUGCUUAAACAACUACCCAACUACGAGGCAGACACCGAACUUACACAAAACGGCAUUGACUUCGUAACACGACUUUUGAACAAGCGCCCCAUCACUUUACUUCGUCUACAACCUUCCGACGCUGCUGAAUUCUUCUUUCUCUUUACCCUCCAAGUAUUGGACGGAAAGGAACCACUCCCGAAAGCAAGUGCAGCAGAAUUCUGGGCUACCUUUGUCAGCAUUAAGUAUGAUUCUCAAGAACUCAAUGAUGUUGCUCAACAAGCUAUGCAAAUGCUGGGACCUUUGCUCUCGCGGACUCUCGCUAGGAACCUCGGGGGCAAUGCUUCCAGAAGUGAGCUUGACAAAUUGAGUGAGCCUCUCAAGAAGCUGGUGUCUCGGUACCCCAUGGCCAAGAGCUGGCUUGAAGCUGGCCUCACACAUGAGACGUUUCCCAGCACAAAAGUCACUCCUCAGGACAAAUCGAUGUUCUUGAAGAAGAUCAUUAGUCUCAGGGGAGCCAAGGCCACAAAUCAGGUUGUCAGAGACUUUUGGCAGUCGGCACGAGGCUCCAAUUUCGCCUACGCCUCAUGAACAAAACAGGAGUUAAAACAAGUCAAUAGAAGGACAAUCUAGACCAAGUACUAGGAUGAUUAGAAUAAAAUGAGCACAUGAAGAUACCUUGGGCAUGAGAGUUUAGGGGCAUUGCUAUGCUGCAAAUAUAUUUAUAAUAUGGAAAGAUGAUUCUUCACAAUAUU
Molecule: messenger RNA, 3303 nt
Organism: Fusarium redolens
Lineage: Eukaryota; Fungi; Ascomycota; Sordariomycetes; Hypocreales; Nectriaceae
Product: armadillo-type protein
Exons: 7
Coding region: 89-3139 (1016 amino acids)
Biological process (GO): protein import into nucleus
Cellular component (GO): cytoplasm; nuclear membrane
Source: RefSeq, a predicted model, not a curated record